Molecule: messenger RNA, 4719 nt
Organism: Rattus rattus (black rat)
Lineage: Eukaryota; Metazoa; Chordata; Mammalia; Rodentia; Muridae
Gene: Stx6
Product: syntaxin 6
Exons: 8
Coding region: 181-948 (255 amino acids)
Biological process (GO): Golgi vesicle transport; intracellular protein transport
Cellular component (GO): membrane
Molecular function (GO): SNAP receptor activity
Source: RefSeq, a predicted model, not a curated record
GGGGAGGAGGCUCCUGUGGGGGCCGGCUUGGAGUGGGAUUCGACCCGCGGCGCUGACCGAGUGCUGGACCGACGGCGGUCGGGCACCCGGGUCUGUGCGCACGGCUGCUCCGGGUCGCCCCGGCCGAGGCGCUGGCCACGGUAGACCUCAGGGAGGGCUCGGGCUGCCGGGCCGGGCGCCAUGUCCAUGGAGGACCCCUUCUUUGUAGUGAAAGGAGAGGUACAGAAAGCAGUCAACACUGCCCAGGGAUUGUUCCAGAGAUGGACGGAGCUUCUGCAGGGCCCCUCUGCAGCAACGAGGGAAGAGAUCGACUGGACCACCAACGAGCUGAGGAACAACCUCCGCAGCAUAGAGUGGGAUCUGGAGGACCUGGAUGAAACCAUCAGCAUAGUUGAAGCAAAUCCUAGAAAAUUCAACCUCGAUGCGACUGAAUUGAGCAUAAGAAAAGCCUUCAUCACAAGUACUCGGCAAAUUGUCAGGGACAUGAAGGAUCAGAUGUCAGCUUCAUCUGUGCAAGCGUUGGCAGAAAGGAAAAACAGACAGGCACUACUAGGAGAUAGCAGCAGCCAGAAUUGGGAUGCUGGAGUGACGGAUCGAUAUGGGCGCCUUGAUCGGGAGCUGCAGCUGGCCAACUCCCAUUUCAUCGAGGAGCAGCAGGCACAGCAGCAGUUGAUUGUGGAACAGCAGGAUGAGCAGUUGGAGCUGGUCUCUGGCAGCAUCGGGGUGCUGAAGAACAUGUCCCAGCGCAUCGGAGGGGAGCUGGAGGAACAGGCAGUCAUGCUGGAUGAUUUCUCUCACGAGUUGGAGAGCACUCAGUCUCGACUGGACAACGUGAUGAAGAAACUUGCAAAAGUGUCUCACAUGACCAGUGAUCGGCGCCAGUGGUGUGCCAUAGCCAUCCUCUUCGCGGUCCUGCUGGUCGUGCUGACCCUCUUCCUAGUGCUGUGAUGGUGGUCGCCUUGGCGCUUCUGCACGAGGACCCAGGGAAGAGGAGCAGCAAGCACUCGGCCACUUACAUUCCUCUCCCAGAAACACACCUCCGCCCUGCUUCCUCUGUGACUCCGGCAUCCAUCGGGACAGCCUUCUCUCCCAGCAUUCAAAGGGCAGGCUUAGAAGAAGGAGGAGGUGACCACAUGCCCGGCUGGACAGCAGAAGCCCUUGGCUGCCCAUUCUUCCUGAGGACAGCAAGCUCCUGCUUUGCCUUACUGGACCUCGCUCCUUGAGGAAAGAUGGAAGGAAGGAAGGAAGGAAGGAAGGAAGGAAGGAAGGAAGGAAGGAAGGACGGAAGGACGGAUGGACGGACUCCGAGUCAUCAGAAGAACUAACAGCCCCACUUACUCCGUUGCUCAUUCUGCUGGUCUCUGGCAGCCUUUCUUUCUGCUCAGACCCUUUCCCUGCUUAGAUGGGUGCCACUCUCCCUUCAGAAGAGGCCUGGCAGGAAUGCGGGCGUCUAGGGUGUAUGCUUCCAUUGCUGUUAUGUUUCUUAGCCCGAGAGCUGGCUGCUGCUGAGGACAGAAGGCUCAGAAUCACUUCGUGACAGAAAUGCAGUGUUUCGUUUUGCUGGGUAAGAGCUGAGAUUAAAUUGCUUUCCCGGGUGUCUUUGUGGCAGGGAUAAGCGAUAGGAAAUAGUGAAAUCCCUGGGGAUUGGGGGUGCAGAUGACAAAAGGCUUUAAAGGACUGGGGCAGUUGAGAACAGCAGCACCUGCGUUGGUCUAGCCUAGUGAAGGACUGGUGAUCCCUCUCAAGGCCUGGACAGAGCACCAACCUGGUCUGUCCCAGGGCUCUCUCUCCAGAGGUGCAGCUUGCAUACGUAGAGCCCCUCAUACAGUGUGGAACAGCAUACACCACUCGGCCAGAUGGGCAUGCCUUCUUCUCUGAUGUGUUUAUUUCGAUGGCUCUCAGACGAGGUCGAAGGGUCAGCACAGCUACCACAUCUGUGCAGAACCCGUUCUGACACAGAAAGCUGCUUCUGAGCCAGCGGUCCUUACUCUGUGAGUAAUAGCAUGGAGGGGUAAGAGAGCUUGUACUCCGUUCUCUAAGGUGACAACUUGACUUCAUCAUCCAUUGGAAUCACUGAGGGAGUCCAAAUUCACUGACAGAUGCUUCAUUGGGUUGAAGUAGCUGAAACUGCUGACACUCCACUUGGGGCUUUGGACCUCAGACGUGCAGAUGUAUGUGGGAUUUCUUAUACUGUCCCAAAUGCAUGGCCUGGAAUUGAAGUAGCUGUCAGGUCCAGAGCCAGCCUUUCACACUGGGGCUGCCGCUCAGUCUUCUGUGCAGGAAGAGCAGCGUCUGGACAGUUUGAUCUUUGACCUCUCUUGCUUUACCUUUCUGUGCAUUCCUUAGCAUGCCAACUUUAAAAAGAGCCCUGGGUUGUUCAUAUGCCUUGGGAUUUCGACUUUUGGGCCUUUUUUGUUUGUUUAUUAUUUCCAAUGAUGUGCUUGCCCAGGUAACUUUUAAAUUGCACUUUUAAAUAAAUAUUUGUAACAAUUUUUAAAAGAAGAAUAUUUUAUCUUGUUUAGGAUCGGGAUAGGUAAGAAAAUCUACCUGUUGGUAAAAGCUAAAAGAUUAAUAUACCAAAAGGAGGUCAGUACCACGGCUACGCACAGCUCUGGUGUUUGAUGCAGUGGUGUUCUUUCUUUUCAGAUGAGGAGAAAAUGUGAAUAUUACAAAGGGCUUCAAUAUAGGGUUCUGUGUUACUUUUGUUUCAUGAAAUUUUAAAGUUUUGAAUAGUCUUCUGUGAACGUAGACCACGGAUAGUCCUCAGAUUUGCAUUAAAAUAUAGAAGCCUUUUGUCAAAAAUCAAUGUGGGCCUUGUCUGAGUACUAUAACCCACACUCCACAUUACAAAGCCGUGAACAGUCUAAGAAUUAAAAUUACCCUACUUAAAGCCAUGUUAUCUGCUGGUAGAGGAGAGUCAGUUAGACCCAUUCAGAAAGCAAUCCUUUAGUAAGAUUCCCACAUCAGGUCAGAGACUUGUGACUCUGGCUUUAACUUUUUGGAUCUAUUUUGAGUUGGAAUGGUGACCUCACUGAUUGAAGGUAUUGGCUGAACAGUGUUGUAGACUUGAAAACAGGCUGGGACUGAAUGUGGAGUGUAGACAGAAAGUAACUUCUCAUGCAGGCGCUCCCUCCCUGGGCCACGCAGUCCUGCAGCAGCUGCCUUAGUCCAGGCCAGCCUGUUGUGCCCUGCCUGGGGAGAGCCAGGGAAAAGAGAACAAGGACAGACAUGUCUUCUGUAGUGACCCAGAGAGUGACGGUUCUUCCACCAUUUGUCCUAGAAUAACUAGGGAAGGAACAACAGGGAUGGCCCAUGCUGCCUAAGAGUGUCCCUUACAGAUGUACUCCCCCAGCCCCACCCCGUCUUCUGCACUGGGUUUCACGCCCAUCACAGUUAAAGCACUGGUGGAAUAAUGUGCUGGCUAACUGGAAGAGCUCAGUGUGCUUACUGGAAGAACACUUACCUAAUGGACCAGGGAUGAGACUGCGGACAGUCCACGGAGAGCAUCUGCCAGAGUGCAGAUCCCAAAAUACCUUUAGUUCUCAGCCCUUUAUUUUGAUCUUGUCUUUGUUUGGGCUGGGAAAUCACAAUGCUAUGACUGCCCUGGACUGUGAGGCAAAUGGAACCGUCAUGUCUGCCUGGGCACGCAUGUUGUGUUUUCCUCAGUUUCAGAAUUCACACCAGAGCUGAACCAGGAGAAUUUGGCAACUUGCCCAUUAUUCUCUGCUUUUAGCCAGAGUUAAACAGACUGAUGGGUCUGGUAGCCAACAACUUGGCAGUUUCCAUGCCUUCUCACCUCGUGCGGGUAAGGGCUGUGAAGAGAAAUCCAGUCUGAUUCCAACAGAAAUCUGCUCUGUUAAGUGUUUUACCUUCUGUAAGUAAAGGAGGCGGAGCCAAGGUUUUUCUUUUGGUGAUUUCUCUGCCCACAAAGUGAGGCCAGAGGGGCAUUCAUAGCAUCUGCAGGCCCAAGGCUUGGGGAGGGAUGAGUUGAGGUCACCACUGUGAACUCGGUGCGGUUUGGCUUCACUUUGUGCCACAAAGUGAAUUUGUAACCAGAACAGAAUUGGACUAUCUGGAAAGCGAGUUAUAAGACGUGGAGUGCAGCAGCUGUCACUUCCUCUGCCUCCCUCUGACUGCAUAGCCUCCCUCCCAAACUGGUAGGAAUGAUGGGCUUCUGUUUAUCUUUUAAAAGUGUACUUUGUCCACAGAGAGUAGAAAGAAUGUAAGACUGCAGCUCGCAAAUGUGUCAGCCCUCACUGUGCACCCCAGUCUCAAUUCCUGAAGAGAAGACUCCCCAUCAAGAGGCCUUACCAGGUCACUGGAGACUCAGCCACAAGAUCCUCCCUGAACCCUCCCUUCUGGGAGGGGCCUAGUAAGCUAGGAGGUCGUCUGUCUUACAUGUCCAGUUGCCCUUACUCAACUCUCAACCUUCAAAAAAAUCUUACCCCAGUCUCUUAUAACUGGGGACUAGGGGGAUGGGGGGAUGGGAGAGCUGGCUGCCAAACCAGUGACCUGAUUGUGAUCCCCAGAACCUACCUGGUGGAAGAAGAGAGCCACGCCCAUAGUUGUUGUCCCCUCCCCAUCCGUGCAGUAUUGUGGGUGCAUGCACAUGCACAUGCACAAAUAAAUCAGUACAUAAAUGUACAUUCUUUAAAAGAAAGGAUGACAUUGGUCUGUUGUGAAUAAACGUGAGUGCCACUGUCACCUGCUUCUUACUAA